AAACUGAUGGACAGAGUGGAUUUUACACUGACAUUUCUGCGGGUCCCACAGGGCUUUGUUGGAUGCUGUAGAUUGAUGCAUCAAGCCUAUCUUAAGCAUUCAAAGAAUCUUUGACUUAGAGAACUCUCUCUCUCUCAUCUCUCUCCUCGUUUCUUCGACGAUCAUCGGUCUCUCCCUCUCAGUUUCUUGCGAUCUGAUCGCUCUCUCCCUCUCAGUUUCCUGCAAUCUCUCUCUCUCUCUCUCUCUCUCUCUCUCUCUCUCUCUCUCUCUCUCUCUCUCUCUCUCUCUGUGCGUGUGCGUUCUGAAACAAUGGCAGAGGCACUUGUUUCGAUGGUUAUGGAAAAAAUUCGAGAGGCACUUGUUUCAAAGGUUAUGGAGAAACUCGGAGAAGAGGUUGAUUCGGUUGGUGGUGCCCAAGCAGAACUUGAAAAGAUAUCUUCUACGUUCGAAUCCAUUCAAGCACUUCUUAAUGAUGCAGAAAUUAUCCAAUUUCACAACGAAAGCAUGCAACUUUGGUUAAAAAAGCUCAAAGACGUGGCUUACGAUGUGGAGGACUUGCUAGAUGAGAUGAUUCCUUGGCCAGAACCUGAAUCAAGGACAGACGAUGGUGACGAUCGGCAGCGCAAGGGAAAACGGAAGUGGUUUUCAUUCCUUUCAUGGACUGACGGUGACGAUACUGAUAAUGGCAGCAUCGGAGAUAAGGUUCGGACAAUUGUCAGUAAAGUUGCAUCACAACGCGAUUUUGCUCGUCAGAUAAAAGAAGUAACGGCGAAGCUGGAUCAGAUUGCAGCUGACAAAAAUAAGUUCAGUUUUCAGUUGAAUCACAGUUUCCGUGGUGGUAGUGACCUUCACAAGGCCAAUUCUCAAACGAGUUCGCUCGUAGAUGAAUCAAAGAUGCUCGGGAGAGACACAGACAAGGAUAUCAUAAUAAGCAAGUUGGUCAGCAGGAGCAAUUCUGAGGAGGGACGGAUUAGUGUCAUUUCGAUUGUAGGCGUUGGCGGGUUGGGCAAGACGACUCUUGCUCAAUUGAUCUUCAAGGAUGAAAGGGUAAGGAAACAUUUCGAUGUGUUUCUAUGGGUUUGUGUAUCUGAUGAUUUUGAUGUCGUCAGGCUUACCAAAGCAAUUAUAGAAGAUGCAGAAGGCGUUAAUACUCCGCUUACUGGGCUAAACCCAUUGCAAAGUAAGCUUCUCCAAACAUUACAAGGAAAACGGUUCUUGCUUGUCCUCGAUGAUGUAUGGAACGAUAAUAGUGAAAAGUGGGAUGAACUAUGGCUUUCCUUCCAAAGCGGUGCUCCCGGAAGUAAGAUUUUGGUCACCACUCGCAGCGAGAAGGUUGCAAAAACAUGCAUGCCGUCAGCCUACAUGCAUGAAUUGAAAGGUUUAUCCUAUGAUGAUUGCUGGUUACUGUUCAGUAGAAUAGCUUUCGAUGGGAGGAAAGUGGAAGAUUGCCGGGCGUUGGAAAAGAUCGGAAGAGAGAUAGUGAACAAGUGUAAAGGAGUGCCUCUUUCGUUAAAGGUGAUUGGAAGCGUCAUGCGUUCCAAGAGAACAGCACACGACUGGCAGGACAUCUUGGAAAGUGAAACGUGGGAGAUACGAGACAUCGCGAAAGGUAUCUUUCCGGCUUUGUUGCUGAGCUAUUAUAAUUUGCCUGUCCAUUUGAAGCAGUGUUUUGCAUAUUGCUCAGUAUUUCCGAAAGAUUAUCAGAUGAAGAAGGAUGGAUUGGUCAAGUUAUGGUUAGCUCAGGGUUUCAUCAAGCCCGAUGGAAAAAGAGAGAUGGAAGCAAUUGGAGGAGAGUACUUUGACGAUCUACUGGCGCAGUCUUUAUUUCAAAAAGUGGUGAUUGAAUCUGAAUACGAAGAAGAAGAAGAAGUCAUAUGUACAAUACAUGAUCUGCUUCACGAUCUCAUCCAAUUCAUUACAAAGAAUGAAUGUUGCAUCUUUGAGAAUGGAAAGUCGUACACCAGCUCUGUACUUACAGUCCGUCAUUCAUCAUUUAUUGCCACCAGGGAAACGUCACACAUUCCUUCCCCUCUACGUCAUGCAAAAAAAUUGCGAACACUCCUCCAAAUCGGAGGUUCAACAAUUAGUACCAUCCCUGAUAAUUUAUUCCAUUGCGCUAGGUCCCUUAGGGCAUUUGAUUUGAGUGGUACUAUUUUCACCGGCAUGAUCUUUCUUCCAAUAUCUUCUAGCAUCAAAAUUAAAGAAUUGCUAAUCUCAAUUGGGUUGCUGAAGCAUUUACGAUAUCUUGACUUGUCUCAUUCACCGAUUGUUGAGCUGCCCGAAUCAGUGAGUAGUCUCCGCAAUAUGCAGACCUUGAAGUUGAAUUUUUGUAGUCGACUCCAGAGACUGCCAAGUGGGAUGAGCGCAAUGGUCUGCUUGAGACAUCUGGAAAUUGAUGAAACACGGGCACUAAAGUACUUACCGGAAGGGUUGGGGAGAAUAAGUUCCCUUCGAACGUUGAGUAGGUUUAUCGUGGGAGGUGAUGGAGGAUGUAAGAUUGGAGAGCUGAAGCGACUUGACUCUCUCCAAGGAAAGCUAAUAAUAGACCACUUGGAGAGAGUGGGGAGCGUGGAUGAGGCUAAGGAAGCACAACUGGAGAACAAGUUACAUAUUCGCGUGUUGACUCUUCGAAUGUCGGGAAAUGGUGAGGUGGAGAGGAUGGAAAAUGUAGUUGAAGCCCUCCGGCCGUCCCAUGCAAACCUAGAAAAGCUGGAAAUUAGGGGAUACAUUGGUUCCAAGUUCCCAACCUGGAUAGGAGAUUCAUCUUUCUCAAAUUUAGUCAAGCUGAUAUUAAUGGAUUGCAAUAACUGUACACAGUUGCCUGGGCUAGGGAGACUACCUUCGCUUAAAUACCUUCGAAUAGUGGCAGGUCUUGUAAAACGGGUGGGAAGUGAGUUUUACGGGAAUAGCAGUGGUGGGGGCAUGAACGGGGUGGCAUUCCCAAAGCUGGACAAGCUCGAGUUCCAUAACAUGUAUGAAUUGGAAGAGUGGGAGUUGAGAUUAGAAGAUGGAGAUAUAAUGCCGUCUCUACACUCAUUAACAAUCUACAAAUGCCCGAAAUUGAAGGCGCUGCCGACACACCUCUCGAAAAGUCUAACGUCCCUCUGCAUCACUGAUAUGACGUGUCUCCCCUACGGAUGGAAACAAUUGGAAUCACUAGAGACUCUUACCAUCUACUAUUGCUCUAAAUUGAGGUCUCUUCCUGAUGAGUUGGGACAGCUCAAGUCGCUUAGGAGUCUCGAUAUCUACAACUGCCCCGAGUUGCGGUCAUUGCCUCAAGGGUUUCAAGGCCUUACCCAUCUCGAAAUCAAUGAAAGUCAAAUGCUGGCGGAGAGAUGUAAAGGGGAGGAUUGGAGCAACACAUCACACAUCCCAAGCAUCAGGAUUGAUUACAAAAGAAUCAAAUGAGGCGCUGAAGAUGAGAAGAUCCAUCAAGUAGACAAGGGGAGGACGUGUUGAGGAUGGUUGCAGGAGAUGUAUGAGCAAGCCAGUCAAGUGGCAAAUUGAUGUAGUUGGUGGUAUUCAGACAAUUGCAUCUUUCUAUGGAGAACAGAAGGUUAUGGAUCUUUACCAAGAGAAAUGCAAGGUCCCAAUGAAGCAUGGAGUCCGACAAGGAAUUGUAAGCGGCGUGGGCUUUGGAUUCUCCUUCUUCGUGGUCUUCUGCAACAACGCUCUCAUUUUCUAUGCCAGUGCUCAUCUUGUACAAGAUGGGAAGACAACAUUUUCCUAAGUUUUCAGGGUUUUCUUUGCUUUGAUAAUUGCAGCAUUUGGAGUCUCAUAGACCAGCACAAUAGCUCCCGAUGCAACCAUUCACUUUUAAAUGUAGGACUGCCAUGUAAAAAUAAAUAAAUAAGUCAGUAUUUUACUAGCUUAAUGGGGCCUUUUAUUUUUUAUAUGGGAAGCAUGUUUCCUGCUCAAGUUUUUAAGUUAAAAAAUUAACUUCAUAUGGACUGAUGUGUUUAUAUUGGUGAUUCCAAUCUGUAUUACUUUCUAAUGGUGUGAAUAAAGACUUCGUUAUUUUGGGCA
Magnolia sinica is the source of this 4026-nucleotide messenger RNA. Its product is annotated as putative disease resistance protein RGA3. Gene Ontology annotation, biological process: defense response to other organism. The record is from RefSeq and is a predicted model, not a curated record. The coding region runs from base 310 to 3408 and encodes 1032 amino acids. Lineage: Eukaryota; Viridiplantae; Streptophyta; Magnoliopsida; Magnoliales; Magnoliaceae. The transcript is spliced from 3 exons. Gene Ontology annotation, molecular function: ADP binding.